Messenger RNA from Acromyrmex echinatior (Panamanian leafcutter ant), 1300 nucleotides. It is a transcript of the gene Vha26, whose product is annotated as V-type proton ATPase subunit Vha26. Lineage: Eukaryota; Metazoa; Arthropoda; Insecta; Hymenoptera; Formicidae. Gene Ontology annotation, molecular function: proton-transporting ATPase activity, rotational mechanism. Gene Ontology annotation, cellular component: proton-transporting two-sector ATPase complex, catalytic domain. The record is from RefSeq and is a predicted model, not a curated record. Gene Ontology annotation, biological process: proton transmembrane transport.
CACACUUCGGGUCAUAUGACCGACGUUACGCCGAGCAUUGGACGUGCUGUCGUAGGCGUUGACUGAACGAUUGCUCUUCACCGAGUCUCGUGAUCUCGAGUCCUCGCGAGCCCACCGAGCAUCUUUAAGGAAGAAAAUUGACCGGACGACAUCAUGGCUCUCAGCGACGCAGAUGUACAAAAGCAGAUCAAGCAUAUGAUGGCCUUCAUAGAACAAGAGGCCAAUGAAAAGGCAGAGGAAAUAGAUGCCAAGGCAGAAGAAGAAUUUAAUAUUGAGAAGGGACGCCUGGUGCAACAACAGCGUCUCAAGAUCAUGGAGUAUUAUGAGAAAAAAGAAAAACAAGUUGAACUGCAAAAAAAGAUACAAUCUUCAAACAUGCUUAACCAGGCACGAUUGAAGGCUUUAAAAGUGCGCGAAGAUCAUGUACGCAACGUUCUUGAAGAAGCUAGGAAGAGAUUAGGUGAAAUAAUUCAUAACCCUGCGCAGUAUAGAGAAAUUCUCCAACUGUUGAUAAUCCAAGGACUUUAUCAACUAACAGAAGCAAACGUUACUCUUCGUGUUCGUCAAGUCGAUCUGCCGCUCGUAGAAUCCCUUAUUGACAACGUUCAGCAGCAGUAUAAGCAGAAAACUAAGAAAGAUGUUGCCUUGAAGAUUGAUUCUGAUAAUUUCUUGCCCACAGAAAGCUGCGGAGGUGUGGAAUUAUUAGCAUCCAAAGGGCGCAUAAAGAUUAGCAAUACUUUGGAGACCAGAUUAGAGCUGAUAGCGCAACAAUUGAUACCCGAAAUCCGUUCCGCUCUGUUUGGACACAAUUCAAAUCGCAAAUUUAAUGAUUAAGUUAAUUUUCUCGACAAUUGAUUGACUCUCCAAAACAUUCCUUUUAACAGCAAAUUAUUAUCACAUUAUCAUGUAUUAUAUAGAAUAAAAUUAGCAUACGACACACUUUUUGUCGAGCUCAUGCCUAAUAUUUUCAAUGAAAGUAUUUGAUCAAUUGCCGUGCAAUAUUUAUCGUUGAAAGAAUCGUAAACAAAUUGUAUAGUACUCAUCACAAAUAUCCUUUUAUUUUAUCUCUAUCCUUCUGACAGACGGUAAUCAUGAAUAUAAAGUGUAUAGAGAUGAAAUAUACUUCGUGAUAUAUUCUAUAUCGAUUCAAAAUUUCCGUUAAAAUUGGUGUUCACAAACAAGACAAAGUGUACUUUCUCAGGAUAGGAAUGUUAACGCGGAUGAAAUGUAUAAUUAAUAAUUAAUGUUCUUGACUGCUUAUGUUAAAAAGAAUAGCAAUUGCAAUUGAAUGUAGUACAGU